UGCACAACAACAAAAGGACCCGAACUGCCGGCGGCGGCUGGGGCGCAGCGACAGGAGGGCUGGAGCCGGCCCGCGCCCCGAACCCGCCACCCGAGGACCGAGCGAGGUGCAGCCUGGCCGGACCGCAGCUACCUCAGCAGCCCCGUGCAGCCCUGCGCCCGAGCGAGCCGGUCCCGAGCCGUCCCCGCCGAGCCGGCAGCCGCUUCGUUCGCCCGCGCAUCCCGGCUGUGGCUCGGGCCCACGGAUAAUGACUCUUGUUGUUUCUCACCUAAGUUGAAUAAGCACCCUGCGCACUUUAAUUUCCUGGUGGUACCAUCGGGCUGACUGAAGACAGGAGUUUUGAAAUUGCAGCUAUAAAGACAUCCAGCCAAAGUCUCAGUCUUGCCUUAACAAUGUUACAGAGGCUGAAUAAAAUGUUUAUGGGUGAAGUCAAUACUUCUUCCAGCCAAGAGCCAGAAUUCAGUGAGAAAGAAGAUGAUGAAUGGAUUCUCGUUGACUUCAUAGACACUUGCGCUGACCUCUCAGCAGAGGAAGAGGAAGAGGAAGAGGACCUCAGUGAGGAGUCCCCUGCUGAGCACGCUUCUGUCUUCUCCUGUUUGCCUGCGUCUCUUGAGUGCUUGGCUGACACCAGUGAUUCCUGCUUCCUCCAGUUUGAGUCCUGUCCAAUGGAAGAGAGCUGGUUUAUCACCCCUCCCCCCUGUUUUACCGCAGGUGGAUUGACCACUAUCAAAGUGGAAACAAGUCCAAUGGAAAACCUUCUCAUCGAACAUCCCAGCAUGUCUGUCUAUGCUGUGCAUGACUCCUGCCCUGGGCUCGGCGAGGCCAGCUGCGGCACCGAGGAAUUUCAUGAUCCCACUAGUCCCAGAGCGGAAGCUCAGAGUGAGGUGGAGCAGCACAUCCACUGCUAUGUGGCAGCUCUUGCUGCUCACACAACGUUUCUGGAACAAUCCAAGAGCUUUCGCCCUUCCCAGUGGAUAAAAGAGCACAGUGAAAAACAGUCUCUGAACAGAAAUAGCCUUCGUCGCCAAAAUCUUACCAGGGAUUGCCACUCUCGGCAAGGCAAGCACAACGGCUGGGUUGUUCACCAGCCCUGCCCGCGUCAGUACAAUUACUAAGAAUGUCAGGUGUCGUUGCUUGGUCUCUCUCGGUUUGUGCUUGUGUGUGUGGAUGUGCGAAUCCGUGCAGUGGGCACGCUGUCUCCACAGCCAGUGAGGACCGAACACGUCGUUGUAUCGGUGUGUUUGGACACUCUGGAAAACCUGAUUUAUUUGUUGGGUACCACAUAAUGCCUUGCUGUUAACAUUUACUUUUUUGUAAAUUUCUCAGAAUAUUUUUGGAAACAUAUCAAUACAGUGUUUGUUGUUUGGGGAUGUCUUUAAAUCUGUUGAGGUGUACAUGAGUUAGCAUUUUAAAGACAUUUCCUCCAAGUAUAAGAAUAGGCAUCUUUUGGUUUCAUUUACUUUUUAUUACUUAAUCAAUCUUUUGAGUAAGCAAAAAUCUAUUCUCAGGGUCAGCCAUACACUUUAUUGACCAGUACUUGAUAAUCUCUUGUGUAUAUAAUGAACACAUUUUUACACUAACAUGAGCAUUAACAGGUGAUAGUUGCCAUGGAUAUAGUGGAAUUGUGGCUGGACUUUGUUUUGAAAGAAAACUUGAUAUAUUCCGUGUGUGUGGUUUUCGUUUUGUUUUCCCGAUUGGUCAUGCCGUUCAUUUUGGGAUUCAGGUACAUUAGCUUUAGCGAACAGUCCUUUGGGUCCUUGCUGUGUGACUAGUGCCGUGGCACAGGCAUCGCAGGGGCACGUGCAGAGGGGUUACAAAAGCCCUGUGAAAGAAUACGCGGAAAACUCGUGGCCCCCACGGACCCCUCGGCUAGCGUGCAAGUUGCUUCUGUUCUUCCCUGCCGGCUCUGCCAUGCCCGCCUCGUGUGAGCUCUGAAUCCGGAAGGCGCUGUGUGGGCACCUGUGACGCCAUUUCUGGGGGGGAGGGGGUGCGCACAAGACAAGCAGGAGGCUUUAUUUUUGCAGACACGAGGGCCAGCCCCCUGCCAAGCGGCAGGCGAGGGCGGCGGCGGCAGGUGUCUGGGGAUGGCUCUCACAGCACCGAGGCCGGAACCACAGGCUGGCUUCCGUGAGUGUUCCUGUUUGCCCGCACUUCAGCAAAAUCUCCAACCAUUCUGGCCCCCGCACCCGGCGCCGCCUCGGGCCCUCACGCGGCUGCAGUGGGGCCGUGCGGACCGAGCCUGUGCGAACUUCCAAGGCCUUUCUACUGACUCCAGUGAUGGCGGGGCGCUGCCACUACUGUUCCCCACAGCGUUGGUGCUACUGUGGCCAGAGUGUAGGGGUCCCCUCGCGCGCAGGCGCAGGCCACUUAACUUGACGCAGAAAAAUCGACUUCCUUACCUCUAGCCACUCUCUUCACGUUGUAGCGGUGGUGGGGGUCUUGCUGAGCCAUCCACACCCUCGCUGGUGCCCUCUGCGGCUCACCAGACACGUGCCCAGCCCGCUCUGCGGAAGGCUAUCCCAGUCCCGCAGCUUGUGUGUCCGCGUCCUGGGCUAGAAAAUGUCUGCAAGGAAAAAGCAACACGGCCUCGGGCAGGACUGUGUGCCUGGCAGCCGUGUAGCCGCCUGCUGCAGGCAGCCGGGGCGCGCAGGCCGGAGCUGUGCCCCUGCCGCUGCCGCCGCUGUGUGUGCGGACACGCUGGUUCUAGACUCUUCCACUGGCCAUGACCGAGUGCCAGGAUGCCUCUUUAGAACAAGAGGCUGGGUCCCCCACCCCUUUCUCUGUUGACUUCCCCUUUAUUUAUUUGUUUUCUAAUUGGGGGCCAAGAUUGUAAAGUUUUGUUAAACUGAGUUAGAAGUUAGUUUGUUACUAUGUGCGUUUACCGGAGGUGGGAGAUGAGGUCAAGUUUUCCUGCUGGUGUGUGUUUCACACCCGCUGUUCUGGGGCCAUAGGCUGGUGACUUGGAAACGGAAGGUGUGUGUGUCGCACCCGCUGUUCUGGGGCUGUAGGCUGGUGACUUGGAAACGGGCCGCUCACCGUCUUCUGUGGGGAGCCCGAGUGCUUAGCGUCUCUGUGUGCGUGUGUGCUUAGUGCCUCACCAGCUACAGAAGUUCAGCCGUGAGAAUUUGUUUGGCAGCGUGAACAGAUUUGUAUAUAAACAUGCAGUGGUCUUUUUUUUAAUAUAAUGUUUUUGAAAUUUCCUGAUACCUUAAAUAUAUUUACAUCUGUUACUCACUGACUUUUUGUUGGGCUAAGGGCCCCACUUUUCUAUUAUGCUUUAUUCCUAGAAAACAAAAAACAUUACAAAAAACAUUUAGACAUUGGGAUUUUCCUUUCAGGAUUAGGAUUACCAGGCCCCCUGUGAUAUCCUCCCGUGGUUUCUGUGUCAGUGUGUAAGGUUUCUGUCAGGUGUAGGAAUGGAAGAAAAUGGUUACAUCAUUCAGUUGAAGUUCUCAAAGUUCAAGAGAUGUUUGUUAGGCAUCUAUUGCAUUGAAAGACAUAAGGCCAAUAAUAAUACAAAGUGAUGUUGACUUGUUAACUAUUCUUUGAACGAUGGCCAAAAUAUACUUUGUUAUGGGUUUAUUAUUUUUGCUGUUGUAAAUACUAGUGGUUUACAGUGCGCUUUAAUGCAUAGUCCUUAAAAAUGGGAGCAGUGAGCAAUGAGAGCCCUCUGAAUUCAAUAGCGCUCUUUCUAAACUGGUAAUGGAGAAUGGUAUUUGGAAAAAGCCUGGAAUAUGUGGGCACAUAAGCAGUGCUUAGUGGAUGAGUUUCUUAGCUUUUACAGGACACUUUGCUUCUGAGUUUGUGGUUUCGUUAAUGAAACAUUUUCUGCGGAUCCUAUGUUUAUUUUUCUUUCUCAGCUGACUGAAUUACGUACCGCAUAUUAUCGCACAGAAAGCUGAAGACAGCCAUCCGUUCGUCUUCCGUGGCAGUGCACUUAUAUGCUUGGCUGGGUGGAGGAUUUUUCUGCAGAAGAUGCAAAGUGAUAGGAUUUUUUUCUCAUUGCAGGGAGCUUUUUACCCGGUUAGUUUCCUGUCCCUGUUGUCAGCUCCCCAGCAGUCUGCUGUGUUUACACGCUUCCUUUGCUGUCCCAGUGCUGUGACUCCUCCUUGGCAGGGCUGUUCAGCAUUGCUUCAUUGCUUGUUUUUGCUUCUCGCACCUGUGUAGUACACUGGUUUGGCAUCUGCAUCCUCGUGGAGAUCUUGAGUUUCUAUGCUGUUUCUCAACCUUCUCGAGGAAAUGUAUUAUCUUUAGAUCCUCUCAAGAAAAAAACAAGGAAAGGACCUUCUUAUCCUUAUUUUCCUUAGUUGGAAAAAAAAAAAAAUGCAGGACUCCCACUGGAAGGUACACAUGUACAUUUAAAUAGGUUGGUGGGAAAAGUUGGGGGUGUUUCCAGGGUUAUUUUUUGCUUUUAGAAUCAGCUAAGAGACUGCUCCUUGUACUGGGAGAUACUAGUACGUGUUUGUGAUGUUACCUUAAAAUUACCUGCUUAUUUUACAAAGCCCACGGAUGCUAGGUAAACACUUUGAAAAGCUGGGCUUCUAUCAUGAUGGUUUCACUGCCGUCCGCCUUGCUGAUUAUAAAUGGCAUCUCUCUUUAUUUUAAUGCUUACAAUUUUGUAUAAAAUGCUUUAUUUAGGAAACCUACACAGUACUCAUACAGUGGGGUUAGCCUUGCCACGCUCUGGUAUCACUUGAAAGUUGACACCAGUGGAGGUGGCCUCAGGUUGAGGGAAGCAAACAGACCAGGAGAUCUGUUGUUAGUAGCGGUGCCCUUCCUGUGGGAGGAGUUACCGUUCGAGGAAGGCAGCUUCAAUGGAUAAUGUUUUGUAUACCAUUGAGAAUUUUCCUUAGGACAUUUCUAAAAAUUGUUACAUGUUCAGUGCUCAGUUCUCUGCAUCUGCCUGAAGUUUUAGAAUUUGUUUUCUAGGUGAACUUAUAAUAACCAAACCAGUACUUGGGGAGGUGAGAUGUGUGUGUUUAGGCUGGGAGUGUAUGAGUGGUUUUGUUUGCCUUCUGUUUGUGUUUUCCUCCAGAGGUUUUGAACUUCAAUCCAUAAUUGUGUUAUUUUUUAAGUGGUUUAUUUUGUUGUUGUUGUUGGUCAAGCAAAACUGUGGACACAUUUGCUUUUCAAGGGUGGGGCCAGAGUUACAGAGACGGAAGAGUAUUGGAGAUGUACUAUGUGCCUUCUCAAGGUGUUUCUGGACACAGAUUUUUUUUUUAUCAACUUGAAAACUAAAAAGGGACAUUUGGUUAAGUUAUAUACUGUACAUCAAUCUAUGCAUAAAUGGCAGCUUGUUUUCUUGAGCCACUGUCUUAAAUUUUUUUCUGUUUUUAUAGAAAUGUUUUAAUACUAAUUGGUUCAUUGAUGGUCGAUUUUAUACAGACUGAACAAUACAGCACUUUGCCAAAACUAAGUGUAGCAUUGCUUCAAUACUGUGUAUUAACACCAGUUCUCUGUACUGGGUUCAGCAGUGCACUUUGCACAACCUGGAGUUACGGUUUGCAAUCUGUCAGUUAAUAAAAUGUCCUUUAACUUCA
Messenger RNA from Lepus europaeus (European hare), 5540 nucleotides. RefSeq names its product tumor protein p53 inducible nuclear protein 1 (gene TP53INP1). Gene Ontology annotation, cellular component: autophagosome; nucleus. The transcript is spliced from 4 exons. The coding region runs from base 393 to 1115 and encodes 240 amino acids. Gene Ontology annotation, biological process: positive regulation of DNA-templated transcription; autophagosome assembly. Lineage: Eukaryota; Metazoa; Chordata; Mammalia; Lagomorpha; Leporidae. The record is from RefSeq and is a predicted model, not a curated record.